CUUAUCCUCUCUCCCUCCCACCUACUUGCGCACCCCCAAAUUGCUUGCCUUUCCUCAGCCAUCUGGUUGCCCUAGCUAGCUGGCUCGCCGGCCUGCUGCUACCGUGCGCACACGCGCGCUAUGCGGGCAAUAGGCACGGCGAGGGAGAGCCGGCAGCCAUGAGCAGAGACGUCGACGAAGGAAGCGUUUCGGCGGCGACAGCAGGAGCAGGAGGAGGAGGGGAAGUGGGUGGCGAGGCGGCGGCCGGCGUCAGCGACGAGGCGGCAGUCGACUCGCAUGAGAACGACCUGGUGAUGCCGGGAUUCCGGUUCCACCCGACGGAGGAGGAGCUGAUCGAGUUCUACCUCCGGCGCAAGGUGGAGGGCCGGCGCUUCAACGUCGAGCUCAUCACCUUCCUCGACCUCUACCGCUUCGACCCAUGGGAGCUCCCCGCAAUGGCGGUGAUUGGGGAGAAGGAGUGGUUCUUCUACGUGCCCCGGGACCGCAAGUACCGGAACGGCGACCGGCCGAACCGGGUGACGGCGUCGGGGUACUGGAAGGCGACGGGGGCCGACAGGAUGAUCCGCGGCGAGAACAGCCGGCCCAUCGGCCUCAAGAAGACGCUCGUCUUCUACUCCGGCAAGGCCCCCAAGGGCGUCCGCAGCAGCUGGAUCAUGAACGAGUACCGCCUCCCGCCGCCCACCACCGACGCCGAUCUCUUCUACAAGUCCGAGAUCUCGCUCUGCCGCGUGUACAAGCGCUCCGGCAUCGACGACGGCCACGGGCGGCCCUCCUCCAGCAACGUCCAAGCGUCGUCCUCGGCGAGGCCGGGCACCUCACGCACCAUUAUUCCGCCGGCUGGCCAGCAGGUGUCAUCACCGUUGUCCACGCCGAUGUCACCGACGCAGCAGCCCAGCUUCCACGGCAUACUCGGCCAGGGCGAGUGCUCGCCGGCGCCGCUGCCAGCCAUCAUGGACCAGGCCACCGCGCAGCUGCAUCAGCCUCCGCCUCCUCCUCCUCCGAGGCCGAGCGCCUUUGCGUCGGCGAUGAGCUCAACGAUGUCGGUUGCGCCGGCCGCGAGGAGCUGCACGUACUCGCUCAUGGCCCUGGCAGACGCACCCAUGAUGGGCAGCAGUUCCACGCCGGGGGACGAGCUGAGCCGGCUGGUGGGCCACAGCCAGGCCUACCCUAACCACCCGGCCGUCGGCAGCCACUUCCUCCCCUCACCAUCGUCGUCGCAAAUUCCGCCCCACGGAGAGAUGCCGGUGUCGCCGGCCGACAAGCUUUGGGAUUGGAUCCACCCUGACACCACAGGCAGCAGGGACUACGGCAGUUCUAGUUUUAAAUGACUCCAAAACCAAGUAAAUGCAGUCUUGUUGACAGGAGGUUGCAUUGCAUAUGCCAGUGGGCAGUGGCACUGGGCAUAAUUCGUAGGUUUUCACAGCCACGGUUAACUCUGAAAACCAUCAACCUAGACUUUACAUUAUAGCCUUUCACCACUCCACAGCAAGUGGUAUAUAUGAUUCAGAACUAAAUUAAGAUACGUAUAGCACUGAUGUUGUAAGCACAAGUUGGUGUUCAGUCAGUCUAAAUGUUCAGCUUCAUGUCUUAGUUAACUCCACAGCAAAUGAGGCUAGUUUAUUUCGGUGAAUGGUGAUCACCCAAAAUCUAAGCCUCUGGCAGGCAGUUGUUUCUAGCAUUUAAUCUGCAUGGCACAUGAAAUAAUGUGUGCAUGAUUGGCGGGAGACCGUUGCAGCAGGGGUUGUUUCUUUCUGCAUGAGUGGGGGGAAGACUUGCAGGCGCGGUAGGUACGUGUCAGAUAAGGCGAGGAUUAACCGGCGUGUGCAUGGAAUAAUCCAUGUGAUUAUUGCUCUUGCUCUUUUGCGUAGUGUUUUGCUCAUUGCUGUGAGCCACUGGCUGCAAAAGGUAAGGAUACAUAUGCCGCAUGCAUGUUUUGCAUGCAUGGUUAGAGUUCGUCUGUGCUGAAGUGCAUGUGCCGGCCGGCCGGCCAGGCAAGAAUGACUGGGCGAGAUGCCUGUCGAUUUGUAUGUAUCUGCUAUUUGAUUGAUGGAGAAGACAAUCUACUGGCAAAUGGCGUAAA
Molecule: messenger RNA, 2080 nt
Organism: Aegilops tauschii subsp. strangulata
Lineage: Eukaryota; Viridiplantae; Streptophyta; Magnoliopsida; Poales; Poaceae
Biological process (GO): regulation of DNA-templated transcription
Molecular function (GO): DNA binding
Source: RefSeq, a predicted model, not a curated record